Molecule: messenger RNA, 1188 nt
Organism: Heterobilharzia americana
Lineage: Eukaryota; Metazoa; Platyhelminthes; Trematoda; Strigeidida; Schistosomatidae
Source: the annotation of a GenBank genome assembly
AUGGAGUUUGAGAAGGCAAAAGUUGUUGUAGGCGGUGAUUCCGGUGUUGGAAAAACAGCUCUAGUCCAUCUAAUAUGCAAUCAACAAACCCUACUUCAUCCUUCGUACACAAUUGGUUGUAGUGUAGACAUAAAAAUUCAUCUAUGUAAAAAUGAUCCUACAAAAGAACAUCCAUAUUUUAUUGAAUUAUGGGAUAUUGGCGGUUCCAACAGUCAUGCUAAUACUCGAUCAAUAUUCUAUCAAAAUUUACACGGGCUCAUAUUAGUCUAUGAUUGUACUAAUAGUAAAUCACAAUUAAAUUUAAGAAAGUGGUUGUGUGAUGUACUAGGUAGACAAGCUAUGAAAAAACCGGAACCAGAUGUCGGAGUGAUUGGAGCGACAACCGCAGCUGGUAGUGUCAGUGGUGCUGCUGGUUUAGGCAAUGGUGGAGUAAAAAUCAAUAUGACCAAUCAAAUGACCAGUUUAUUACCCAUGCGGAACACAGAGAAUGUGACUGAUGAAAUCUACCCACCAGUUUUAGUGAUUGGUACAAAAUUAGAUUUACUUGGUCCACGGAGUCUACGAUCAUUGCGUAGAGUUAAUUCACGCUUUAAUCCAAUAUCCUCAUACAUUUCAAAUCAUUAUGAUAAUGAAUUAUCAGCUGAUAAUUAUCCUGGUGUUAUGAUGACACCUAGAUCAUGCAUAUCAUCUGUACAGUUUUUUGAAGAUACUCCAUCUUCAUCAUCUGCAUCAUGGAAUUCGUUGUAUCAUCAAAAUGUUUAUCGUAAUAACAAUAGUCAGUCAUCAAUAUCAUCACUACCGUUAUCGCAACCACUACUACCACCACCAACACAACGACAUCAAAGUGUUUACGUGGAUUUAAGCGAUAGUCAACUGUCUUCACUUUCAUCAGGAGAUAAUAAAGUAUGGAAUUUUGCUGCGGAACAGGGUUUUUCAGAAAUUCUACUGAGCUGUAAUUCAGUCGCCAGUAUAAGUCCUGGAAGUCCACAAAAUGUUCUGCUUGAUCGGUUUUUUGAUGAAGUGAUCAAUUAUAAAAUGUUCUCCAUGUCAAUGAAUUGUAAUUUAUCACCUGAUGUCUGUCGAGUUAAACGACGUCAAGUUGAUUCACGUGACACUUCAAUUGUACAUAAUCUACUUAUUAUAAUCUGCAAUAUAUUUAAUCAAUCAAUGAAUCAGUCCUUCGUGUAA